UCAAUCAUUUGCCAUUCAUCAUUAAUAAGUUAUUUUUGUAAUGUACAACUAAUUUACAGUAGUGCACCAAAUAUAUUUGGGCAUGGUUAGAGGUGGGGCCACACCUUUGCUCUUCCCUCAUUGGCACACAGGCUGCAUGUGGAGGCGGCAGCAUGUGUGUGUGCAUGCAUUCAAAGAGAAGCUCUUCAUGCUGGACUGACUGUCUUAUUUGAAGGCUGCGUAUACAUUGACAAAAGCUUUUUUUUCCCCCCCUCUCUCCCGGAGGGCUUUAUUGCAAUUAUUACCAAGCAUGCACAGAAGCACAUUUCCACAAAGCGACAAAAUGCAUCCUCCUCAGGAAAAUGGAUGCUAGUAUGUACCAGGUAUCUGCCGAGCUCCAGCCCGCCAACGGCAGCUGCAAUGUGUCGUCGCUGUGCCUUGAUCGCCGCGCCGAGUUGCCCACAUUCAGCACCGCCGCCAAAGUCCGGGUGAUUGUCACCUUCAUCUUGUGCGGCGUGUCGGCGUUCUGCAACCUUGCCGUGCUUUGUGCGGCCUACGCGGACAGCAAGCGCAAAUCCCAUGUCCGCGUACUGAUCAUCAACCUGACACUGGCCGACCUCUUGGUGACGUUCGUGGUGAUGCCCGUGGAUGCGGCGUGGAACAUCACGGUGCAGUGGCUGGCUGGCGACUUCACCUGCCGGCUCCUGAUGUUCCUCAAGCUCCUGGCCAUGUACUCGGGCGCCUUCGUCACCGUGGUGAUCAGCCUGGACCGGCAGUCGGCCAUUCUCCAUCCGCUGGCUAUCAACGAGGCCCGGAAGAGGAACAGACUCAUGCUGGCGGUGGCGUGGACCAUGAGUGUUUUGCUGUCAAUCCCUCAGAUGUUCCUGUUCCACAACGUGACCAUCAAGCAUCCCAAGGACUUCACGCAGUGCACCACACGAGGAAGUUUUGGGAGACAUUGGCAUGAGACGGCAUACAACAUGUUCACCUUCUUCUGCCUGUUCUUGCUGCCCCUGGCCAUCAUGAUCACAUGUUACACCAGGAUCUUCUUCGAGAUCUCCAAGCGUCUGAAAAAGGACAAUGUUUCCUCCACUGAAGUACAUUUACGCUGCUCCAAGAACAACAUCCCCAGAGCUCGCAUGAGGACUCUAAAAAUGAGCAUCGUGAUCGUGUUGUCCUUCAUCAUCUGCUGGACUCCCUACUACCUGCUGGGGCUCUGGUACUGGUUCUUCCCUGAUGACCUGGAAGGGAAGGUCUCCCAUUCGCUCACCCAUCUCCUGUUCAUCUUCGGCCUAGUCAACGCCUGCCUGGACCCGCUCAUUUAUGGCCUCUUCACCAUUCGCUUCCGCAGGUUCCACCGCAGCUCGCGAGCUACCAGGGACACGGACGCCAACACGGUUAUAACCGGAUCUUUUGCUGGCGCAGACAAUGCCGUUCUGCUAAAACGGAAGGCCAGUCCCGGUAGCCACGAGAGGUCCCCAAUGUGCAGCGAUAAUGACAGCGGGCUGCCAGGAAGCUGCUUUCAGACAACAGGCAACAUUGCACAGAGACCUGUACACGGAGAACCGGAGAGCAUCAUCUGAAGGGAAUACAAAUGGAACAAUUUGGUUGCAUGGCAUUUGUAUUUGUGUUUUCACACAAAAGUUCACAUGUACGCGAUAUUGACGAAUGCAACACACAAAGCAAAAUCCAUAAAGGCAUGGUUGGUUGAGGUUGGUGUGGAAGAAGCCCAUCAAACACCUUUGGGGGAUUCUGUAUAUUCUCAAUGAAUAGAUAAAAAUUGCAUUUUCACUUUCUGUGCAAAAGCAAGGCCUCCCAAUACGUUAGCAUCAUAUUAUAUCUGUGUGUACAGUGGUGUACCAUAUUUAGAGACCUCAAUAUGAGGCUGUUUUAAAUUAAAAUCAUACAAAAAGACAUUGUUUCUGGGGGUUAAAAAAAAGGACAAAAGUAAUGGCACAAGUAAAGGGGACCAGUAAAAUGGAAUUAUUAACAUAUGUGUUCAAAAAGUAUAGUUUCAAAAUUUGUCAAUAGUAUUUACAUUAAAAAACAUUUAUUUGGAAAACAAACUGUCUAGGUAAAACAAGGCAAGACAUUAAAAGAAAAUAUACAAAAACUCAUUUAAAAAAAGCCCUAGACUAUGUUUUGAAUUUCCAAAUAUUCAAAAGGGCUGAGUUGAGCAAACCAGCCACAUUGCAGGAAUGAACAAACUUAACCAUGCUGCUUUCAAAAGCUGGUUAAAAAGGUUUGCCCGCCAAAUGUAUGUCGUGGUAUUCUUGAUUAAAAGUAUUCCAUGUGACUUAGCUGUCCCUUACGGGUACAAAACAAGCACACUUUAUGAGGAAGCGCUGUACGGAUCCUCUGCGUGAUGUCAACGCGCUCCAUACACAGCGACUCAACUCUAAUGACUCCUCAAGGGGAUGGCUGCCUUUUAUCAGGGCUGAGUCAAUGGCCAAAUGACAAAGGCCAUGUUUUCCCCCUGAAUUAGAAUGUACACAGAGAAGCUAUAAUGGAACACAGCUUGAUCCUAAAUUAGAAGAGGACUACGAUCACAUCUGCAUGAAAAAAAUAUUCUAACCCCGUAGCCGUAGAGUGCAUACGAUUCCAUGUGUUAAACACUAUAUUUAAAAUUGAAGUGCAUUUUCCAAACAUAUUGGGGGAUGUCUUAUGGAGUUGAUAGGAAGUCAAGGUCAGGGGGCUUUCAUGAAAUAUUCUUGUAUGGGACAAAAUGAUUGUCAUGCGUGAGAGAAAUUUAUCCGUUAUUAUGAUCCAUACAUUAUGCUGACUUCCACUUAUUAACACAGAGUUUUUCUUAUUUAAAGCUGAGGUCAUGAAUAAUUAGCAAUGUUAAACCUUCACCCCAAAAAUAGUCAUUUGACCCCAACCAUUUUCAUUUUUUAUUUUAAUAAGCAUAAAAGGUCAAACUGUUGACUGGAAAUGAGUAAUGCAACAACCGCAGUGUGUUUACGAGCAAACUGCUGGCAAAGGUGACAGAGGUGCAAUAUUUUUGACUCGGGCACCUUUCAUUACCUUCUCAAUGACUUUGCAGAUCUUUGGCAACAACAACUGUAUACCUCUCCAAAUACAUACUUGGUUUUUGAGCACAAAUGAAAAAUCCAUAUCUGA
Messenger RNA from Hippocampus comes (tiger tail seahorse), 3102 nucleotides. RefSeq names its product gonadotropin releasing hormone receptor 4 (gene gnrhr4). The coding region runs from base 342 to 1562 and encodes 406 amino acids. Gene Ontology annotation, molecular function: G protein-coupled receptor activity; protein-hormone receptor activity; peptide binding. The transcript has 4 exons. Gene Ontology annotation, cellular component: plasma membrane. The record is from RefSeq and is a predicted model, not a curated record. NCBI's taxonomy places the organism in Eukaryota, Metazoa, Chordata, Actinopteri, Syngnathiformes, Syngnathidae. Gene Ontology annotation, biological process: cellular response to hormone stimulus; G protein-coupled receptor signaling pathway.